CGGGAACCUUACAAUUCGGUAAUAUAACAUUAUCAGCUUUACAUGAAGCAGGAAUAACUUUUGCAUCGAGAAAAAACACAUGAUAAACAAUAAUAAUAUCGACUGAAACAAGAUGACACAAGUGAUGGAUCCCUUGUUAGCUUCGACUAACGUUAACCUUCAAAGCAGUUCGAGCCUACUGUCGAAAUACGAAGUAGAACAGUUAGAUUUGGCGACGAUGUGGCAAGAUGUUGAGAGCUUCUUGUACGCUGAGGGUACUGAUGGUGCCGCACUACAGAACAACAGUGGUCUUCCAAGUCCGGGCUUAUCUACCUGUAGCAGCCCCUUAUCACCAAGCAGUACUGUUACGUCUCUCAACAGCCCACACUCUCCUUCUUCCGUCAGUACGAGCUCCAACAUGGGAGAUGCUUAUGAUGAUUUGCUUGAUCUUGACUUUAUCUUGGAGAAGAGUCUUUACCCUGAAGACAAUCAGAUCAUCAAACCAGAGAACAUAAAGCAAGAGGUGAUGGAGAACAAUUCACUAUGCUCGCAAGGUGCCAGCUUAGCGUGUUCACCCGACAGAAAAAUGCUUCAAUUGCCAGACUUUACUUCUGCCUUCAUAGACAUUCCCGACAUCAAGUAUGAAGGUGACGAAAUGCCAUUUAUUAAACAAGAGUUCCAAGCCAUGCCUUCACCAUGUGCCAACUACAACGCAAACAUGACAAUCAUUCCCAACUCAACGCCAUUCAAUCCAAACAUGCUCAUGGGGCACACUACUCCCCCAGCGUCCCCAAACAAUACAAGUAACCUACCCAUAGACAUGUCACAAAUGGUACCACAGAUGACCCUGCCGCCACAUCUCAUAUCUAAAAUGCGUCAACAAGCACACGUUGGUCAACAUUUAGGACAUUUCACUCAGCAAAUGAUAACACCUCCAUCCUCCCCACAGCUUAUAGACUUAUUGCACGGUGUGCAACCAAAGAAACGUGGUCGACGUACGUGGGGUCGUAAGCGUCAAACUACACAUACAUGUUCGUACGAUGGUUGUAGCAAAACAUACACAAAAAGCUCCCAUUUGAAGGCACAUAUGCGAACACAUACGGGAGAAAAGCCAUACCAUUGCAACUGGAAAGGAUGUGGUUGGAAAUUCGCACGCUCUGAUGAACUUACACGACAUUACCGCAAACAUACGGGAGAUCGGCCGUUCCAAUGCCAACUCUGUGAGCGAGCCUUCUCCCGCAGUGAUCACCUUUCACUUCACAUGAAACGUCAUGUAUGAACUUGUUGAAAUCGUCCAUGCAAAUUGGAUCAAUUCAUUGAAUAAUGUGCGCAAUUUAUUUUUGAUAAUCGUAGCAAUGUUUAACAUGGUAACAUGUAUUCAGCCAUAUACGUUAUCAAGUUUUUGUAUAAUUGUGUACCCCUAGUUGCAUUUUGAGAUAUUUGUCCAAAUGCAACUUACAAUGAAGCUUGUGAUGUCCGAGAUCACGUUAAUGAUGACAGUGUGCAAAAUGAACACCUUUGCAAAUUCUGUUAUUGUUAGCUGAUACGGAUGGAAACUUUGUGAAUUAUUGUUUUGUACAAUGUUCGUUUAACAGUUCUUUUCAAGUUUAUAUGUGUCAUAUUGACCUCUAAACUAUGAAACUAUGCAAUAUUAAAGAUGUGCAUUAUGUGGUACUUUUGGUGUCCAACCUUCUGGUGCUCAAGUCAAUAAACAUGACAUGUAGUAGUUAGGAAUUUUGGUUGUCACUAAAUAAUUUGAUAUGCAAGUGCUGAAGUGCAAUCACGUCGAAUGUCUGUGUUGGUUUGUUUGUAAAAAUGAAAACGUGCUUUUUA
Molecule: messenger RNA, 1812 nt
Organism: Owenia fusiformis
Lineage: Eukaryota; Metazoa; Annelida; Polychaeta; Sabellida; Oweniidae
Source: the annotation of a GenBank genome assembly